UCAGCAGAAGCUAUUUAGUCGACAGCUGACCAUGACCACAAGAGCAGUUCAGUGAUGGAACAACACUAACAAGUUGAUUUUACUGUCAAGAAAACAUAGGAGAGAGAUGAUGCAGUAACGUUUUAAAGAUCUUACGGGGAUUAUGCGCAUUUACAGUUACAUCGCCAGUCAUCUCACGGAGUGCUCGAGUGAAAGUGUCGGGGGAAACUAGUGUGAAAAGAAGACAAUUGAGAUCUGGAUGAGUGCACAAAACACACGGAACAGUGACUGUAGAUGUUUUACAACUUUCCUGCCAUAUACGCUUUAUGGUUGUGAACAUUUGUGGAUUGUGCGCUGAGUUUUGAGCACAAAAGACUCCUAUUAUAUCUCGAAAAAGUCUUGAUAAGAUGAAGGGAGCAAUCCAAGCACUUCUACUCUGUUCGUGUAUCUUGGGCGUGAAGGUGGCUAUUGGUGAGGCCUGUGCCAGUAAGCAGUUCACAAACACAGGUGAAUGUUGCAGCAUGUGUGCGGCAGGCACUGGUUUGGCAGCCAGGUGUGGUCAGGAAGACACUAACUGUCAGCCAUGUCAAGAUGGUGUGUCAUUCUCAGAUUCAGAGGGCCUUUCAGCUUGUCUGCUGUGUGCCCGCUGCCCUGUUGGAAUUCUGGAACUGGCACGCUGCACUCCCACUCAGGAUACCCAUUGUGACUGCGGUGAGCAUUUCUUCCUGUGGCGGGAGGCUAACAGCACAGAUGGUCUCUGUGCAGCCUGCACUCUCUGCAACCAUGGAAGCGGAAUGGUUCGGCCCUGUGGACCGCUGGGAAAUACUGUUUGCGAACGAUGCAAACCAGGAACUUACUCAAAGGAGAAAAGCGACUGGAAAUCAUGUGUGCCAUGUUCACGCUGUAGUGACGAUGAGGUGGAGAUCAGACCCUGCAUGCCUGAAUUUGACACUGUCUGUAUGGUAAAAGACCUCAACAUCCUGUCCCGGCCAGAGAGUUCUGAAUUCCCCCGCUGGCCGAUUCUGAGUGAGGAAACUGAUAACAGGAGCAGCACAGCUCCAGGGUCAGAAGCCCCUCGACUCACACCUUCGGACCAGGGAGGCAACAACAUCAUGGUCUAUGUGUCUGUACUGGCUGCAGUGGUGCUAGGUCUCCUGUUCUAUGUCGCCUACAAAUGCUGGAAGUCCUGUCAGCAGAAGCAGGCUCUGGCAAAAGCUCGGGUCGGAGAGUUGAACAAUGCUGGAGAGGGAGAGAAAUUACACAGUGACAGUGGUGUGUUCCUGGACUCUCACAGCCUUCAGGACAGCCAGCCCAGCAAAGGCAGUAAACGGGACAGCAAACAAGACACACGGCUUUACGUGAACCUGCCCCCCGUCAGGCAGGAGGAGGUAGAGCGACUUCUCAUGGAGAGCGGCAGUCGGAGCUGGAGGCAGCUGGCUACCACGCUUGGUUACGAACAAGAGCGUGUGGACAUGUUUGGACGGGGCCAGGACCCCAUCCACACCUUAUUGACUGACUGGGCCCAGCAGGAGGGCUCCACAUUGGGCCUGCUCUGCUCCGCUCUCACCCGCAUUGGGCGGCCGGAUGUCAUUACUGUCCUCACCGCCCCCUCUCAAGGAGUGUCACUGGUCUGAAAACUUGAAUAUAUUUCUACCGCUUCAUGAAAGUGAAAGAGACACUAAAAUUACAGAGGAAGAGUGCAAACCCCAAUCAUUUCGAAGGGGAAUGCCAUGUUGCGUGCACUAAGACUUUGAAGAUCGGGAUUAGAAAUAAUAACAAGGUUUAGUAUUCAUUGUAAUGUUUCACUUAUGAAUUUUGUUUCUACAGGCUUUCUAAGAUGUUCUUCAACCUCAGAUUAAUUUCUGCUCAAGCUCUAGAUGUUUCCUGCAGUAUCCAAAGACAGUUUAUGCUUUGUAGUGUCAAAACUAACUCCGUUUUCUCUCUUUGUCAGUGUUUUGGGUGCUUGUGGUUUCAGCUAUGGUUGAUAUCAAAGAACAUGAACUUUCGUGAGCUGCUCUCUAAGCUCUGCAGCCUCAUGAAUGACAGUUUUCCAUUUGUGUGGAAAAGCCUCAUAGUGCCAGAGAAAGCAUCGUGCAUGCAGUGCUGUCAUGCUUUUGUAUUUAUAUUUCAGCGCUUCUGCCAUUUGAACAAGUCAACAAAGUAUUCAGCUUCGAUACAGUGGCUUGUCAAGGUCAGCUUACACUGUGAGGCAUGUUAUGAAUUCCAGAUAGAAAGGAAAACCACUAAAUGAGCUGCAGGAAGAACUUGUAUGUUGAGAAGAACAAAUAUACUGAUGAGGUGCCUUAAGAGUGAAUGAUUAUGAUUGGUUUUUAUGCUUGGUAGAUCAGUCUGCACUGAUCAAAAAAUUAUUUUAGUAUUUUUGUCUAGUUUUUCUAUAAAAAAUGUCUAAUUCUUAAUUGUAGAUAAAUUCACUCUAGAAGUCUUGUUCUCUUAGAAUAUCUGUUUACUAUUAAGUUUACUUCACUGACAAAUAGUUUUUUUUUUUCUUAGUUCCAGCAUAAACCUCUCUAAAUUUUGUAAGAUAUAGGCUUAAAACAAGCAAAAUGAUAAUAACAAUAAUAAUUAUAUAUAGAAAUAAAUAAAAGAAAAGAAUAAUAAAGAAAAAUACAAGAUAAAUAAGAUAUAUUUUCUGAAAAUAAAUCUUAAUAUUUUGUGCAAUUUUGCUUCUCGAGUAAAUGUAUUUUUGUUUUAAGGAAGUUUAGGUAUUUUUACUGGAAAAUGAGACAAAUGUUUUUUUUUUUUUGCAGCACAUAGACAUGAGUGCCUGGUUUGCAACCUAUAAGCAACGUAAGCCUACACAGCUUAUAUUACAUCAUGAGGGCAAAAACUUCUCGUGCCUUUACAUUGAAUGCUCCGUUUUGUGCUUUGCUGGGUUUACCCCUCAAUGCAUGUAUUUUACGAUCAUUUCUAUAUUUGAGUGCUGAGUUCUGGUUGAGUGUAGAUGCUUUCCAUAUUCAUAACAUUAAUCACUUAUGUUUGUUCUUUUUAUUAAUGAAAUAUGUGUAUAGGUGUCUUUGUAUUUUUAAAAAAAUAAAUAAAUUGUGUGAGCAAAGAAGUGGCCUUUUUAUAACCCUGAACAUGUUUUCAGUGCUAGGUGAAAUUUUAAGGAUUUGAACUUGGGAGGAUUUUUUAUUUCAUAGGCCUUUUUGGCACCGUUAACCCAAACAGCAAGUCAUUGGGUUAGUCUCCGGCUCUUAGGUGGUUCCAUGACCUCAGAUAUUGAUUCAUUCUUUUCUCUUACUCAUAAUACUCAUGUCUCUUUGCCCCUCCUGUCCAUUUAAAGAGAACAUUCUCUAAAAAAAAUUGUGUGCGUUUUACUUUAAAACCAUAGCCAGAUGAAGUUGUUCAGGCAUGUCAAUGGCUGCCUUUUUUCUGGGCUAAUUGCUCAGCUUGGCAAGAGAGAGCUGCAAGAUGUGUAAAUCUGUUCGAAAGUCAAAGUAAUGGUGUGUUAAUGCCAACUCGACACCUAACCAAAAACAGCAGUUUAUUGGCAGUCAGAAUUUUCUGACGUUUAAAAAGCGAUCACAAUAGCAUGCUUUGUUUGCAUAUUAAAUGUUCUCAUCUGUACUUUUCCUGUGGUCAAGACCAUAGUCAGGGCAGUAGGUACAACUUUAAAAACAGGGAAGCACAUAUUAAAGCAUGAGUAUUAAUUAUUUCCCUAACAUUGGAGACGAACUUAACUAAUUUCCGUGGGAAGUAGGAGUCGACGAUAUAGUUUAUUUUUAUUAAUUUUUUUACAAACAAUACAGAUAAUGGUUAUUUAUGUUUAAGUGUCCAAUUUGUAUGGUGCCUUGUUCCUGCCACG
Molecule: messenger RNA, 3805 nt
Organism: Myxocyprinus asiaticus (Chinese sucker)
Lineage: Eukaryota; Metazoa; Chordata; Actinopteri; Cypriniformes; Catostomidae
Gene: nradd
Product: neurotrophin receptor associated death domain
Exons: 6
Coding region: 387-1613 (408 amino acids)
Biological process (GO): Rho protein signal transduction
Cellular component (GO): plasma membrane; cell surface
Molecular function (GO): death receptor activity; coreceptor activity; nerve growth factor binding
Source: RefSeq, a predicted model, not a curated record